CCAUGAUGUCACCGCUGGAGCGGAUUGGCGGCCUCUCGCCUUCUCCUGACAGCGGUGGGUAGGGAGGUCGCCUCUCGCUCUCAGUCGUGUGACGUCAGGCGGUCGCCAUUUUGAAGCGGAGAAAGUGAAGCGCGCCCGUUGCUGGGGGGAAGCCGCCGUUCUCGGUCCCUGUCACGGCAUCAUGGAGAAAUACGAAGGGGACGUGACCUUGGAAGAGAGCGGCGAGGAGAAGCAGGAUUCCCAGGAGAAGGAAGUGGUUACACCUGAAAAAGCAGAAGAGCAAAAACUGAAGUCCAAAUACCCCAAUCUAGGGCAGAAGCCUGGAGGAUCGGACUUCCUCAUGAAGAGGCUUCAGAAAGGGCAAAAGUACUUUGAUUCCGGAGACUACAACAUGGCAAAGGCCAAGAUGAAGAACAAGCCGCUGCCAUCCCCCGGGCCAGAUAAAAACCUAGUCACUGGUGAUCAUAUCCCAACGCCGCAGGACCUUCCGCAGAGGAAGUCGUCACUCGUUGCCAGCAAGCUAGCCGGGUAGCCUACCCCCUCCCAGACCGGACAUGUCCACAGUUCACUGUACCAUAGAGCUGGGAUGGCUGGACUCUCACAUUAACACAUCACCUUAUCAGUGCUGGAAAGGCCAGUGCCUCAUUGUCCCGCAAUGCUUCACUGGCCGUUCCUCCCUGAGUAUAAGCUUCUGAUCGCUUUCCAAGCAAGCCAGCAAGACCGCUGCCUGACUAGAGACUUGCAGUGGGUGAUGGACAAAGUGUGAUGCGUUCUUGGUGCAGAUAUAUUGGUUAAGACAAUUAACUGACUGUUGUUAUAUAGUGUAAAAUAUAUCUAUGGGUUUUGCAUUCCUUUGUGUGUGUGACACAGGCAUGCUAGAGACUUGUCACCGUGGCGAUAUUGCCACCCUUUGGAAAAUUGACCAUGUGAGUGAACGGAGUCGAUUGUCUUCUGCGCACGAGGCCUGUGACCCCCCCUCCUCAUCGGGGCCUCGACUGGAUUAGAAAGACCUUAAAAAUUGUCCGACCUUUCAGUGGUGUAAGAUAAUAGAGAGCAUGAACAUCUACUCUGUAAUUGUGAGCUACUAUGGGAGCCAGCGGAUUUCAUGCAAUCCUUUAAGUAGGCUUUGUCUGUCUUUUGUGCAAAUGGUACAUAGUGAUGAGCCUGUAUCUUUGCCCUGGUUUAUAAGGCCACAUGGAGCUACAAAGUAAAAACUGACACUUACAAUUUUAAAUUGUACUCUGUGUGGUAGUUCUGUGCUUUAAUUAAACAGUUACCCUUA
Rana temporaria (common frog) is the source of this 1282-nucleotide messenger RNA. It is a transcript of the gene ENSA, whose product is annotated as endosulfine alpha. The record is from RefSeq and is a predicted model, not a curated record. Gene Ontology annotation, cellular component: cytoplasm. The coding region runs from base 182 to 532 and encodes 116 amino acids. The transcript has 3 exons. Lineage: Eukaryota; Metazoa; Chordata; Amphibia; Anura; Ranidae. Gene Ontology annotation, molecular function: protein phosphatase inhibitor activity.